UCCUAAAAACCCAGAACCAUAGCAGAGAGUAAAAACGCCACUGAAACUUCCAGAGUCCAGGGAAAGGAAAUUCCACGACGUCAGGUUUUGCCCUUUGUCAUGGAUUAGAAGUCAGGGCGUGGCAACCAGGUACUUGUGCUUUUGGCCCAACGGUUUGGACCGUAGCCAUGGCCGAGAAGGACGAGCUCACCGAGUCGCUCAAUGACCUCUUCACCAGCGUCUCCACCAUGGUCAAAUCCGAGCUCCAAGGGACGAACAAUCACCUGGAGCUGUUGGAGAAGAUGAAUCUGAGAGUGGCCGAAGAGUACAAAGGCUUCGGUGACGUGGCCUCCGGGCUGAGAGUGUUCGUGGAGCAGUUGAAGUCCAAGAGUGGCAGCUUCGACCAGUACGUCCAGCAGAUCGAUGCCAUAGAGCAGCAAGUCACCGACUUUGAAGCUGUCAUCUCAGUGCUUGAUAACCAUGUGUCUUUGUUGGAAUCCAAAGUGCAAUCUCUGUACCAACAGCCUCCCACUUCGUCAAAUAAUUAACUAUUUGCUCAUUGA
This is a messenger RNA of Corylus avellana, 542 nucleotides long. RefSeq names its product biogenesis of lysosome organelles complex 1 subunit-like protein (gene BLOS2). The record is from RefSeq and is a predicted model, not a curated record. NCBI's taxonomy places the organism in Eukaryota, Viridiplantae, Streptophyta, Magnoliopsida, Fagales, Betulaceae.